AUGUCUUCCCAGAGGGCCCUCACCCAGCUACAUUUCUCUCUUGAAACCUCUGUCCUGCGCACUUGUCCAUCUUGCGGUCUGUCGUACACCAAGGGUGCUCCUGACGACGAGUCCCUCCACCGUGCUCACUGUAUCCGGGUACAACGCGGUAUGGAGUGGGGUCGCGAAGAACACAAAGAGGUCGAGAAAGCCAACGUCGAAGAGGUGGGCCGUAAUGUUGUUCUCGGUGACGGCACGAAAGGGCGCAUAAUAUGCUUUCGAGCAGAUGUAGGAGGAAAGAUUGGCUCUAAGUUUGCGGUCCUGCUCGAAACCAUAAACUUGACGUUGUCCUCUCCACCCUUGACCCCCGAGGUACUUAAAGCCUCGAAAGCCUAUCUUUUCUUGUCACGCAGCAAAGGCAGUCCAAGUAGGGAGAAAAUAGCUGGCUGCGUGAUUGCCCAGCGUAUAUCAACCGCGAUGGAGGUCGCAUCCCCGGAAUCAUCAUCGAAACCAUUAUCCGAUCUCAUUCCUGUCGACCCGAGCACCUCCCUAUUUGUCCACCCUGAAAAACUUCCUACACCCAUGGGCAUCCCCCGUCUAUUUGUGCCUACCACACACCGUCGUCUUGGUAUUGCCACUCGUCUUUUGUCUGUUGCCGCGCGGACUUUUGUUCGAGGUUGUCCUCUAGAUCCUACUAAGGGGGAAAUCGCAUUUACUCAGCCGACCGGCGCUGGUGCUGGCGUCAUGAGAGCCUGGGGAAAGGGUGCGGCAAGGAUCUAUGAAGAAUAG
This is a messenger RNA of Coniophora puteana RWD-64-598 SS2, 768 nucleotides long. RefSeq lists its product as uncharacterized. Bases 1 to 768 code for a protein of 255 amino acids. Gene Ontology annotation, cellular component: chromatin; nucleus. Gene Ontology annotation, biological process: mitotic sister chromatid cohesion. Lineage: Eukaryota; Fungi; Basidiomycota; Agaricomycetes; Boletales; Coniophoraceae. The record is from RefSeq and is a predicted model, not a curated record. Gene Ontology annotation, molecular function: protein-lysine-acetyltransferase activity. The transcript has 2 exons.